AUGUUUCCAAUCGCUUCCGCGUCUUUUAAAUGCAUCGCGUCGACGCCAUUUUCAGCGUCUUCUCUCCAACCAAGCCACAGCCAGAGACUUUUUAGACAUUCUCCUCCCGUGGAAAGAAGAAGACAACAUAUCGCAGUUGUGAACGGGGCAUCCGAUGUUAAUAACGUAACUGAUGGUGGUACAAGCGACAGUCAUCGUUCUUUCAUCGAAAGAGAUGCAAACAAGUCCGCUCGCGUGCUGCAAAACCAAAAACCAUUGCGCUUCGGCUUCAUAGGUUGCGGAGCGAUGGCUGAAGCGAUGGCGAGAGGAUUCCUGGACUCCAAAGUCGUCCAAAGCGAAUCUAUCGCGUGCUACGGAGGAAAGAAUCAAACAAGCAACGGUCGAGCGUCUCUGUUCAAGGAAGAGUUAGGCAUCGAGAAUAUCGUCUCAAACGCCUCGGCAGUGUUGGACGAAUCCGAUAUAAUCUUCUUGUGCGUCAAACCAAAUAAAAUGUUGAGCAUAUUGGACGAGAUUAAACCGAGGGUCAAACCGUGGCACGUGUUUGUAUCUGUUGCCGCGGGUAUUAAAACAUCUGACAUUGAAAAGCAUUUAAAUAUUGGAACGAAUGCGAAAUCGAGCGAACGAGGACUCCAAGCUGAUGGGAGCAAUGGCAACUUAAAGUCUCGAGGUCUGUUCAAUCUUGGCGGACGAAAGAAAGAUAGCGAUAGCACUAGCAUGAAAUCUUACGAUUACGACGACGGCGAUGAUGACGACGACGACGACGACGAAUAUCAAAGUGAUAAGAUUAUAGCGGCGGCACAACUCGAAGGCGAAGAAGUUUUUUACGAGGAAGAUGCUGGGUUCAAUGAAAGCAAUGACAACAAUAACAAAAGCGAUAAGAAGGACAACGCAAACAACGACCUGCUGCCGACACCUUCGGUAGUCAGAGUUAUGCCCAACACGCCGUGUUUUGUAAGAGAAGGCGCGAUUGCGUGCUGUGGAGGGAAGACGGCGAGUCUAGCCACGGUGAAGAUGAUUUCAUCAUUAUUUUCAAAUCUUGGUUUAUCGGUCAUUGUAGAAGAAAGCCAGAUGCACGCCGUCGUCGGCGUUUCUGGUUCUGGACCAGCGUAUGUAUUUGCAUUCAUUGAAGCUUUGGCAGAUGGGGCCGUCUUGAAUGGUCUCCCUCGAAGUGUUGCGAUGAAACUCGCCUGUCAGACUGUAAUCGGCGCUGGAAAGCUUUGCCUCGAAACGCAGGUGCACCCGGGAGAGUUGAAAGAUAGAGUGUGCUCGCCAGGAGGAACGACAAUAUCGGCGAUGCGCCAGCUCGAAAAGAACAGAUUCCGCUCUGCGUAA
Messenger RNA from Bathycoccus prasinos, 1332 nucleotides. Its product is annotated as pyrroline-5-carboxylate reductase. The transcript has 2 exons. Gene Ontology annotation, biological process: L-proline biosynthetic process. Lineage: Eukaryota; Viridiplantae; Chlorophyta; Mamiellophyceae; Mamiellales; Bathycoccaceae. Bases 1 to 1332 code for a protein of 443 amino acids. Gene Ontology annotation, molecular function: pyrroline-5-carboxylate reductase activity. The record is from RefSeq and is a predicted model, not a curated record.